Messenger RNA from Pseudophryne corroboree (corroboree frog), 2026 nucleotides. It is a transcript of the gene ATP6V1H, whose product is annotated as ATPase H+ transporting V1 subunit H. The record is from RefSeq and is a predicted model, not a curated record. Gene Ontology annotation, cellular component: vacuolar proton-transporting V-type ATPase, V1 domain; lysosomal membrane. The transcript is spliced from 15 exons. Gene Ontology annotation, molecular function: proton-transporting ATPase activity, rotational mechanism. Gene Ontology annotation, biological process: proton transmembrane transport. Lineage: Eukaryota; Metazoa; Chordata; Amphibia; Anura; Myobatrachidae. Bases 272 to 1711 code for a protein of 479 amino acids.
CUGUCACCGUGACUGUAAGGAUCACAUGAUCACAGUUCUUUCCGCUGCUUCCUGGCUGGUCACCUGACUGAGUUCCUGUCACAUGACUCUGCCGUGCCAGUCAGCUGUGUGCUUGCUGCAGAGAGAGGUCACCGUAUAUACAGUGCAGGGAGCUGGGAUUCCGCUGGGAUCUCUCCGGUCCUAGUUCCGGGACGCAGCCCGUGGAUAGGCAUUUUAUUGCCAGAAUCUUGUGUCUUCCACUUGUUGCUGCUAGAGGAACACGGAGGAGAAGAUGGACAUACGAGGUGCUGUUGAUGCUGCUGUCCCUACAAACAUUAUUGCAGCCAAGGCUGCGGAGGUUCGUGCUAACAAAGUGAACUGGCAGUCAUAUCUCCAGGGUCAGAUGAUUUCCGGAGAGGACUGUGAAUUUAUCUUAAGGUUUGAAAAAUCCAAUUCUGAGGAGAAGAAAGCUAUACUAACCAAUGAAGGCAAUACGUGUGCUAAAACCUUCAUUAACCUGAUGACUCACAUUUCAAAGGAGCAAACCGUACAGUACAUUUUAACAAUGGUGGAUGACAUGCUUCAGGAGAAUCAUCAGCGUGUUAGCAUAUUUUUUGAUUAUGCUCGCCGUGGGAAGAAUACUGCAUGGUCCUACUUUUUACCAAUGUUAAAUCGUCAGGAUCUGUUCACUGUGCACAUGGCCGCGCGGAUAAUUGCUAAAUUGGCUGCCUGGGGGAGAGAAUUGAUGGAAGGCAGUGAUUUGAAUUACUACUUCAACUGGAUUAAAACUCAGCUGAGCUCCCAGAAAUUACGAAUGAGUGGAAGCGCUAUGGAAACAGGAACCGUAUCUCCAAGUGAUAGUUCCCAGUAUGUACAAUGUGUCGCUGGAUGCCUUCAGCUGAUGCUUAGGGUUAAUGAGUAUCGCUUCGCGUGGGUGGAAACAGAUGGUGUCAACUGCAUUAUGUCUGUAUUAAGUAACAAAUGUGGAUUCCAACUCCAAUAUCAAAUGAUCUUCUCAAUCUGGCUGCUUGCAUUCAGCCCACAAAUGUGUGAAUACCUGCGACGAUACAACAUUGUGCCAGUAUUGUCCGACAUUCUUCAGGAGUCUGUCAAAGAGAAAGUGACGAGGAUUAUCCUAGCAGCUUUCAAGAAUCUACUGGAAAAAUCAACUGAGAGAGAAACCAGACAGGAGUAUGCCCUGGCCAUGAUCCAAUGCAAAGUCCUUAAACAGCUGGAAAACCUGGAGCAGCAGAAAUAUGAUGAUGAGGAUAUAGUUGACGAUAUCAAAUUCCUAUUAGAAAAACUAGGAGAAAGUGUACAAGAUUUGAGUUCAUUUGAUGAGUACAGCUCUGAACUGAAGUCGGGAAGGUUGGAAUGGAGCCCAGUCCAUAAAUCAGAAAAGUUCUGGAGAGAGAAUGCUGCGAGAUUAAAUGAGAAGAACUACGAGCUCUUGAAAAUCUUAACAAAGCUUCUAGAAGUCUCUGAUGACCCACAAGUUCUCGCUGUAGCUGCCCAUGACGUAGGGGAGUAUGUACGGCAUUACCCCAGAGGAAAGAGGGUGAUUGAGCAAUUGGGUGGGAAGCAGCUGGUAAUGAACCACAUGCAUCAUGAAGACCAACAGGUCCGCUACAAUGCUUUGCUGGCAGUGCAGAAAUUGAUGGUUCACAAUUGGGAAUAUCUCGGGAAGCAGUUGCAGUCAGAACAACCUCCAGCAGUCACUGCAAGAAGUUAAAUAUGUCUAGAACUGGCUAUCAACUGCACCAUUUGCUUCUGUAUCUCCCAUUCUUUAUUAUCUUGUGUUUUUGUUAACAGUAGCCGUCGUUUGUGUGUUUUGUACUUUGUUUUCCCAUUAACAUCCGUCUUCUAGUUAAGAAUAAAUGUGAAACUGUUCUAGUGUGUUAAAAUCACUAUUACAUGUGGUGGUCGGAGGCGAUACAGUACAUGACUUUUCCAGGUUAAGGUACACUAUUUAAGAGGAGAGAUCAGCACAUAUCCUCUGUAAUUUAUUGAUUUGUGAAAAUGACAAAUUAAACAUUCCAAAAAAAUA